AUGCAAAUCGGUGGAUCACGCAUAUGUCUUGGGCGUGGGUUCCUGCUCGCGAUGAUCGAGCUGGCGCUGGUAGUCGUGCUGUGUGCAUUGAUUGGGGGCGAUCCAUUCGAGUUCGACGAUGAGUGGCAGACGAGGAUCGAGAUUAUUAGUGAGAUUGCGGUGGAUCUAGUAUUGCUCGAUCUUGUCGUGUCGCCACGGUCCGUCGCGUGA
Messenger RNA from Laetiporus sulphureus 93-53, 210 nucleotides. RefSeq lists its product as uncharacterized. Bases 1 to 210 code for a protein of 69 amino acids. The record is from RefSeq and is a predicted model, not a curated record. NCBI's taxonomy places the organism in Eukaryota, Fungi, Basidiomycota, Agaricomycetes, Polyporales, Laetiporaceae. The transcript is spliced from 3 exons.